GGCUUUGGUGUGCCCAGCCCCUGGCUGCAGGUAGGUGGGGAGGUGCUUGAGGCGGAGCACAGCUCACCUGGGUGAGGUGCAGCAGCAGCUGGCAGUCAGAGGACGUUGUCAGCAUGGCAAACUUCAAGGGCCAUGCACUUCCUGGCAGUUUCUUCCUGGUCUUUGGGCUCUGGUGGUCUGUGAAAUACCCACUGAGGUACCUCAGCCAGAAAGCAAGCAAAAAGUCCAAAAAUAAUUACUGCUUCCAGCGAGUGGAUGCCAUUGAAGGAGGAGUUAAAAUCACCUUUGCUCUAAUAGGGAUGCUGGCAGAACAGUUCGUCCCCGAUGGGCCCCAUUUGUACCUCUACAGUGGGGAGAAACGUGACUGGGUGAAGCUGAUGAACUGGCAGCACACCACCAUGUACCUCUUCUACGGCCUCUCCGGGGUGGUGGACAUCUUCACCUACGUCUGCAGCACGGUGCCGCGGGGUCUGGACCGCCUGAUGCUGUCCGUGGCUGUGUUUGUCGAAGGUUGUCUCUUUUAUUACCACGUCCUUCACCGCCCCAUGCUGGAUCAACACAUCCACUCCCUGCUGCUCAUCGCCAUAUUUUCGGGGGCCUGCAGCACCAUGCUGGAGGUCUUCCUCAGGGACAACAUCGUGCUGGAGAUGUUCAGAGCUGGUGUCACCAUCGUCCAGGGAACGUGGUUCUGGCAGGUCGGGGUCGUGCUGUUCCAGCCAUGGGGAGGUCCCAUGUGGGAUGAAAGCGACCACAGCAACAUCAUGUUCCUCACCAUGUGCUUCUUCUGGCACUGGGCGGCCGCAGUGGUCAUCCUGGCUGUGAACUACAGCAUUGCUUACAGCUGCAUGCAGCGGUGUGGGAGAAGCAGUGGAGAGCCCUACAUCAGCCUGGGGGUCCGGAAGCAGAAGGGUGAUAUGGGCUCCCAGGCUGCAUUCCUGAAUGGAUCGGAUGAAGAGUGAGGAGAAUGCAACCUCCUCCUGCAAAUUGGAGAAGAAUCAGCUUUCCAGAAGAAAAAAAUACACAACAAAACCUAACAAAAUGUCUGGGGAGAGCAGAGAGGGGCUGCCCUUGUGCUGCUUGGAAUCCUAUUGUGUGCAUGGUGGUCUCUGCCCUCUCUUGUACCCUGAUACACCAGCUCUGACACAAGCACUGAUUGCAGUGAUUUUAGCAACAAAAUGAAGCACAGAAAUUGACUGUUAAGAUAGAUCCAUAGGGAUGGCAUCCUUUGGCCUUCCCAACUCCCCCACUGGCCCAACCUGCUAUGUUGCAAGGCAGGAAAGCUCCAUGCUGGGGUCAGGUCCUCCAGCACCCCCACACCACAGCAUCAUCCCAAGGAGGGAAUCGAAGGAGUGAUAUGAAAUUACAUCAGAUUUGCCACACCACAGCUUCGUCGUACACAGCAGGAAUUUUAUUGCCAAAGCUGUGAACUGAAGACAUUUUAAAAACAGUUUUCUAUUCACUAAAAAUUCUUAAAGAGGGAAUAAAUAUGAAGCAAAAAUCCUUUCA
This is a messenger RNA of Meleagris gallopavo (turkey), 1506 nucleotides long. RefSeq names its product transmembrane protein 45B (gene TMEM45B). NCBI's taxonomy places the organism in Eukaryota, Metazoa, Chordata, Aves, Galliformes, Phasianidae. The record is from RefSeq and is a predicted model, not a curated record.